This is a messenger RNA of Lolium perenne, 1695 nucleotides long. RefSeq names its product tRNA (guanine(26)-N(2))-dimethyltransferase. NCBI's taxonomy places the organism in Eukaryota, Viridiplantae, Streptophyta, Magnoliopsida, Poales, Poaceae. Gene Ontology annotation, cellular component: nucleus. The record is from RefSeq and is a predicted model, not a curated record. Gene Ontology annotation, biological process: tRNA N2-guanine methylation. Gene Ontology annotation, molecular function: RNA binding; tRNA (guanine) methyltransferase activity.
GAACUUAACAUUUACUCUGAAAAUAAGGAAACCAAAACCGGGAAGCAGCUUAGGAAAAGGUGAACCCAAUCCGAAGUUCCAAACGCGCUACCAUGGCUUCCGCCUCCGCCACUGUCUCCAUCCACCGAACUGCCUUCUCCCCUCCGUUCCAGUUCCAACCCGGUUGGCGCGCCCCCCUGCCGCUCCGCUGCACGCAUUCCGAGCGCGGCGUCUCCUUCGACCCUGGGUCCGCCUUCUACCGCAGCGACAGCGCCCCGGGGCGCGACCUCGCCGUCCUCGCCGCCACCCUCCACCGCCAGCGCCGCCUCGACCCCUCGGCCCCUUUCCUAUGCCUCGACGUCAUGUGCGGCUCCGGCAUCCGCGCGCUCCGCUACCUCGCGCAGGCCGGCGCCGAUUUCGUCUGGGCCAAUGACGCUUCCGACGCGCUCCGCCCCGUCGUUGUUGCCAACCUCUCUCGCUUCAAGUUGCCGCCCUCACACGGGCAAAGGAGGUGGGUGGUGUCGCACCUCGAUGCCUCCCGGCUGCUCGCCGAGAGGUACCUCCGGCGCGAGUACUUCGACGUCAUCGACGUGGAUUCGUUCGGCAGCGAGGCCGAGUACAUACGGGCGGCCUUCUUGUCGCUCAAGAUUGGGGGCCUUGCGUACCUGACGUCCACCGAUUGGCGUUCGGCCAGAGGGUAUGGUGGCAAAUGCUCAUUGUCUUCAUAUGGAGCAUAUAUUCGUCCAGUGCCAUAUCCGAAUGAGAUCGGUUUGCGAAUGCUUAUAGGUGGUGCUGCACGUGAAGCAGCUAUGUUGGGAUUUCACAUAAAACCGGUAUUCUCUUAUUAUGCGUCCCAUGGUCCUAUUUAUCGAGCAAUGGUGCAAUUAUGCCAUGGAAAAGAAGAUGAUAUCAGUAAUUAUUAUGGUUUCAUUUGUCAUUGCAAGAGUUGUGGCCAGACUCAGACUUUUGGAUUUGAUGAACUGGGGCAGAUUUCCUGUGGAUGUGCAGACAGAGCAGAUGCCACUUCCAUCACAGUUGUAGGCCCACUAUGGACAGGUCCUCUCCAUGAUGCCUCUUCCAUCACUGAAAUGCUCAACUUGGCUGUAGAAUGGGGAUGGGCAUACACAAGUGAGAAUGGCAUCAUCCUACAAAAACUUCUUGACACCAUGAUUGAGGAGAGCGACCCACGGUUGCCACCUGGAUACAUCAGACAUGAUGAGAUCGCCUGCCGAGCAAAAGUUAACUCUCCGCCACUCGGUACCUUGAUCAGUUCACUGCGGAAGGAAGGCUAUGCUGCUUGUCGAUCUCAUAUAGGUGCCAACGCAAUCAAGACCAACUGUCCCAUCAGCUCUUGCAUCGAGAUCGCACGGGAGAUCCGAAAUACGCGAUGACCACCAACUAUAUCAUCUGCUAGGCCCAGAAGAUCUGUGAUGUUGAACAAUAAAAUUGUGGCUUUGCGACGAGUAGUAAUCAUUCCAAGGUUCCAGGCGAACAUGGAUUCCAAACCGGAGGAGAGUUUCCAGUAGGUGAUAAUUGGAACACAUGUUCUGCAGUGCCAGCAGCAAAUUUUGCUCUGCGUCACUGCGUGUUUGUAUCUCGUUGUCUCGCGUGCUAUUAUGUGAAAAUUGCCACCAAGGAGCAUAUGUGCACUGUUGAAACAGUUUUUUUCCUUUUCGAAUUCAAAGCUUUAUAAAUUAGUCGAUAGGAUUACAAUCA